This is a messenger RNA of Triticum aestivum (bread wheat), 2155 nucleotides long. RefSeq lists its product as uncharacterized. The coding region runs from base 397 to 1134 and encodes 245 amino acids. The transcript is spliced from 2 exons. The record is from RefSeq and is a predicted model, not a curated record. Lineage: Eukaryota; Viridiplantae; Streptophyta; Magnoliopsida; Poales; Poaceae.
GUUUCUGAUGCAGACGCAGACGCAGACUUCCUCGUCGGGCCGGAUGCGGCAUGCGUGGGGCUCGUGGAGGACACUGCAGGCUGGAAGCUUGUCCAGUCCCGCCGUGCGCGGCAGGCACCUCGGUCACCUUCGGUUUUCAUGCCUCAACAGCGUCCCCGGCCGCCCGCGUGGCUCUGGAAUAGAUGUUUCCGUUGCUUCGGAAAAGGUCAUCGAGCAGCGGAGUGCAGGGAUCCAAUUCGGUGCAACAGAUGCUUUCGCUCGGGACACCGUGCACGGGAUGGCUGCAAGCUGGUGCAUCCGCAGCCUUCUGCAAGUUCUACUCGACCGCUGGCUCAUUCUUGGGCUACGAUUGUUGCGCCUUCAUAGGCAUCAGAGAUACACGAGGCCCCGUCCAACAUGAAGACUCUUCGGCGUGAUUCCUCGCCUUACUCGUCGGUUGCUUCGGCUUCUGUCCCGAUAGAUGUGACGCUCCAGCCUGCUCUUGGGGUGCACACAAAGCUACUAGGAUCUGACCUUCAUGGCAUGACUUCCUCACAGAUGGAGGAGGCAAUUAAGCCGCUUCGCGAGGUCGCUGACUCCUUGCAAGGCUGGGUGGUGCGUAUUGGGAGCUUUCUGGAGCGUGCAGAGGCUGCUCUGCAAAGGCUCCCUCUUGCACAGGCUCCCGUGGUUGAGUCUUCUGUUGGCUUCAUGGAUCAGGCGGGUGCGGAGCUCUUUGGUAGCUUCUCGCCCCGUGUUGGGUCUAGUUCGACGCCUCUUGUGUUGCCGAACUCCGUGGGUGAGGCAUCCACUGAGGUUGUGUCUCCGGUGCUGCAGAUCAUGCCCGAGUUGCAGGUGUUGUGUGGGGAACAUGUUUUGCCUGUGUCGAUGGAGCAGCUCAAGUUGGACUCUCUCCAGGCUUCGAAGGUGGACCCUGUGUCCUCACCACCCCCCGUGGAGCUUUGUCAGGCUUUGGAGGUGGACCUAGUGCCCUCACCACCACCUGUGGAUCCUUGUCAGGGGUCAGACAACCUACCUCUCAGCGUCUUGGAGCACGGAGUUUUAGAUGUUGCUGCCCUUCCCUCGUCUGCAACCAUCGGGCAGGUGAUGCAUGAACGGCGACCGAUAUGGCCUCAAAUGCGCAGUUUCUUGCUGUGAUCCUGCUGCAUCUGUGCACCACGUCCUCCUCCCUAUACCUUGGUCCACCACGCCAGGCGCACGACUACCUCCGCUUUGCCGACGUCAAUCGCCAUUGCCAGUCCGUGCUCUCGUCGCCGCCGAGCUGCCCUACGAAGCCAACCGUCCCUACCAAGUGAGGCACCAGCUAUCCUUCGAGAAGGGCGACUGGCGCCAGGACGCCGGCCGUGCGCCUCUCCUGCCGUUCGACGCCGUGACGCGCCAAAGAUGGGUGCUUGCAGUCGCCGGUUGCCUGAGCCCCUGUCGCGCCAAAGAUGGGUGCUCGCAGUCGCCAGUUGCCUGAGCCCCUGUCCCUCGCAACAUUCGUUGUCACGCAUGUCGACGAUGACGAGGAGCACCGUGCACCGUGCAAGGCCAGCCGUCAAUGUCAGCGGCGUCCUCGUCCUUGCCCUUGCCUGGAAGACUGCCGCGCCGGAGUUCGGGCCAGGCAUGUCGGCCGUGUCGCCGGAGUUCAACCUUUCGGCAGGCAGCACCAGGCUCAAGAUUAUAUAAGAAGGCGUGUACACGGAGAGUGCGGAGAGCAAUGGGGAUGACGACGGCGAGCGAGUGCUGUGCAUGGUCGGGAGCGCUGUCCUGCCGAAGCGCAGCACCGGCGGCGUUGACCCGUGGGACUGGGCCAAGAACUCCGGCCGGAGCAGCUUCCAGUCGCCUGUAACGGCCGACAACAACAUACUGCUCGUGCUACGGUACUCGAAGAAGCUGACACUGACAAUCCGAGCGGUGAUCGGCACGAUGCGGAGCACCCGCGGCGCGCUCCAGGCUUAGCGGGAAGACACUGUCGGCCGAGGGAGCGUGGAACGCAUCGACGGGGCAGGAAAGAAGGCGUGCAACUUCCGGGUGUGCCUCUUCUUCCCGACUGUUGAGUAUAAUGUUUAUUAGGAAAGACGAGAUAGAUUAGGAUUUGUUCUGGCUUGUCUUGUACUCUAAGUAGAUGAUUGUACUCCUAUAUAUAUGCCCAUGAGGCUCAAGCAAUACAACAAAC